AUGUACACUCGGCUGGCAGGAUGGUUCAUCGGAAACGUCUUGCUGUUGGCCAAUUUCGAGGAACGGACGAUCCACCUGUUUCAACCCAAGGAGGGAGAACAGCUCUCCCGGCCAUAUUUUUCUCAACAGAUGGAGAGAUUCUUCGAGGCUCAACUUCAUUCGGUCGAAGAACGACAAGUGCUUGCUCUGCGCUACAAUGACCGUAUCGUCCUUCAUCACAUCGUUGUUCUGCCAGAUUCUGUGGGUAUUCACCCGUAUUGGUCUCACCAGUAUUUGGAGAAUGAAGAGGACACAUCCACUUACGUAUCAGCUAUUGGCGUUAGUCCCAGUGGCAGCCUGGUUUAUGUGGAGCAUCACUUCCGCUCAACCCAGAAUUCUCAGCUCAAGAUGGUGACUACAUCCGACCCAUCGUCAAUCAAGACAAGCGUCACAGUGAUCGAACAGUGCGACAAGUUGGACAUACUCCGGCAUGUGGAUUCGAUCCAUUUCACCUCGGAAGGUCAUGCUCUGAUUGGGAGGAGCGAGUCUCUUCUCUGGUUCGAGGUGUCGCUGUUUGGCGAAUUCGAUCCGAAGAUGACUGUUGACCCCUUGAGACCUAUCGUCCAAUCUGAAUGUUGGAAAUACUGGCGACGGGAAUGGGAUACGAAGCAUGAUCCAAAUUUCGAAAAAGAUGCGAUAUCCGAUAUUGACAUGAGCGAAAUGGCAAUCCCCGAUGAGUGGUUCGUCGAGGAGGACCUUAACGCUUUUAUCUCCGAUUUCUUGGCCGUACCAGACGGACAUCGAUGGUGGCUCAGGUAUGGUUGGGGCGUGGUCGCCCCGACCAAACUGGUUGCCGUGGACGACAAUGACCCGUUCUGUUUCGAAGCGAUUAUCUCGGUCGAGACUUCGAAAGGAAUCCGCUAUAUCGUCAUGGACCGUGGUUCUGAUGAGAAUGACUGGCCUUUGGUGCCCAGCCUGCAGGCCACUGACCAGCUGAGCGUCGAAUCCUGCUUCCAACUACCCCUUUCCAUUCCUCGGAUGGAUGCACAGAAGUGGGCCCUCGACCUGAAUGCCGCAAGAAGGGAACUCGUAGCGGGAUGGGAUCGUGAAACCCUGUAUCAGCGUGCCAAGAGAGAUGAAUGGGGCGAUGACGUAGGGUUGAUCGGUCUGUGA
Dacryopinax primogenitus is the source of this 1152-nucleotide messenger RNA. RefSeq lists its product as uncharacterized. The coding region runs from base 1 to 1152 and encodes 383 amino acids. The transcript has 3 exons. The record is from RefSeq and is a predicted model, not a curated record. NCBI's taxonomy places the organism in Eukaryota, Fungi, Basidiomycota, Dacrymycetes, Dacrymycetales, Dacrymycetaceae.